CACGGCAUUGCGACAUUCGAUACUCAGGAAACCGGAUUCGACGGUAUCGAAUGCAGGUCUCAGAGGGCUUCAUUCGCGUUGUUUCACAACCCCAGUUAUUAUUUGUCCUCACAUCCAACCACUGUCCACCUGAUCCCAAUUCCCUGAUUCCCAUAUCAACGUCGAUCGAGUCCACCAACAAGCCCGGGGAGACAGCACGGAUGAGAGCUGGGCCCGAAUCCUUAUGGAGAUCUUGGAAAUCGCAUGCGAGCUUUGGGGGCCAACGGUCGGGUCCAAAGCGACUCUGGCGGGGGGACAAUGACGUGGGCGUCGUCGUGGAAAGCGCUACAUCAACCGUGGCCUAUCUUCUUUCGAGAGUCAACUAGUUCGGGAACUGGUGUCGCCCGCGAGUUUCAGUAUCGCGCCCUGCUCGAACUUCUCAGCUUGGGCCCAGGAGACCGAUUCAUCCGCCGUUUCUCGAGGGGGCACCGCGGUUUCCCAUCAUCGGGAUCGCCCCCGCACAACGAUCAAGAGGGUGUGGAUUGGGAAGAAAUUCUAUGCUGUAUCCUUGCGCACUCCGUGGACAUUGCAUCUGGGCAGGACAACAGCCGAUCGAUGAUGAGCUAGAUGGGUCCCACGGCCAUGGAGGUGUGUUGGAAUCAUUUAUCAGCACUUGUCAAUUC
Molecule: messenger RNA, 662 nt
Organism: Mycena citricolor
Lineage: Eukaryota; Fungi; Basidiomycota; Agaricomycetes; Agaricales; Mycenaceae
Source: the annotation of a GenBank genome assembly